Molecule: messenger RNA, 2137 nt
Organism: Rhodamnia argentea
Lineage: Eukaryota; Viridiplantae; Streptophyta; Magnoliopsida; Myrtales; Myrtaceae
Product: UDP-glucuronate 4-epimerase 3
Exons: 1
Coding region: 451-1761 (436 amino acids)
Source: RefSeq, a predicted model, not a curated record
CGUCGUCGUCGUCAUCCUCGGCAUCAAUUAGCAUCAAUCAUCAUCAUCAUCUUGUCUGAAAAUACCAUGAGCCACCAAAGGGUGAAGAUUACUUCCAUCGCCGCCACCACCAACCCUUCCAUUCAAGGAACCACAAGAUUCUUCCCCUGAGGAAAUUUUUUUAAUUAAUAGCAAUAAUGCCAACAAGGAGACCAUAAAGAAAAGUUUCAGACCAAAACCACUUUCCCACUUCCCUUAUCUUCAUGUUCUUCCUCCCCACCAUCUCCUCCUCCUCUUCCUCCACCGCCCACACCGACGGCGACGGAUUCUUGAACACCCAUUUCGCCGAAUCAGCUCUGAGCUCAUAAAACUCUCCCAAGAGCAAGAAGCCCGCUUGAUUUCUUGAAUUGGGCAGAGAGAUCACGAGGAAAAAAUCUUGGGCACGCGUUCAAAGAUCCGGCAUUGUCACUGAUGAAGCAAAUCUCGCAUCUUGACAACAUACCUUCCACGCCGGGCAAGUUCAAGAUGGACAAGUCCCCCUACAACCGCCUGAGGUGGCACUCCUCCCUCGCCAAGCUCACAUUCUGGUCCUUCAUAUUCCUCGCCCUCAUCUUCAUCUUCUUCUUCCGAUCCCCGUCCUCCUCCACCCCGCAGGCCCUCUCUGAUCCCUCCCGCCGCUACCUCCAGAACUACAGCUGGGGCGGCGCCGCCUGGGAGAAAAGGGUCCGGUCCUCAGCCCGCAUCCGGUCCCGGAACGGCAUGUCGGUGCUCGUCACCGGCGCCGCCGGCUUCGUCGGCACCCACGUCUCCGCCGCCCUCAAGCGCCGCGGUGACGGCGUCCUUGGGCUUGAUAACUUCAACGACUACUACGAUCCAUCCCUGAAGCGCGCCCGCCAGGCGCUGCUGGAGCGGGCCGGCGUGUUCAUCGUGGAGGCGGACAUCAACGAUGAGGCCCUCUUGAAGAAAUUGUUUGAGGUUGUGGCCUUCACUCAUGUGAUGCAUUUGGCCGCUCAGGCUGGAGUGAGGUAUGCAAUGGAGAAUCCGAGCUCUUAUGUGCAUAGCAACAUUGCUGGUCUUGUUAACUUGCUUGAGGUCUGUAAGUCUGCCAAUCCGCAGCCUGCAAUUGUUUGGGCAUCCUCUAGUUCUGUAUAUGGACUCAAUACCAAAGUGCCCUUUUCGGAGAAAGAUCGGACAGACCAACCCGCUAGCUUGUACGCAGCCACAAAGAAGGCCGGCGAAGAAAUUGCACACACGUAUAAUCAUAUCUAUGGUCUAUCUUUGACAGGUUUACGGUUCUUCACCGUUUAUGGCCCUUGGGGAAGGCCUGAUAUGGCCUACUUUUUUUUCACUAGAGACAUAUUGAAGGGAAAGUCUAUUUCGAUCUUCGAGGCCGCUAACCACGGCACGGUCGCGAGGGAUUUCACCUACAUUGACGAUAUUGUAAGGGGAUGCUUAGCGGCUCUGGAUACUGCGGAGAAGAGCACAGGAAGCGGGGGGAAGAAGAAAGGACCGGCCCAAUUGAGGGUGUAUAAUUUGGGGAAUACUUCACCGGUUCCUGUUUCCGACCUUGUCAGCAUCUUAGAGAGGCUUCUAAAAGUGAAAGCCAAGAGGAACAUCCUGAGGUUGCCGCGGAAUGGGGACGUGCAAUAUACUCAUGCCAACAUCAGCUCGGCUCAGCGGGAGCUGGGAUAUAAGCCGACCACGGAUCUUCAGGCCGGUUUGAAGAAAUUCGUCCGAUGGUACCUCAGAUUUUACGCCGAUGGCAAGAAGAGCGGCGUAUGACAUUCUUUUGGUUCCAAAACAUUAGCUUUCUCUCUAGAUGCUAUUGGCUAUGAUUCUUAUGGCCAAUUUCUAACAUUUAUGCGUUCAUUUCCACGAUUGUUGUCUGUGCCUAUAUAAUAGGGGUGCCCGUAUCAGAGGGGAGUCUCACCGCAGUAUGAAGUUUUAUGGUGUAAAUGGACAUUGUUUGCAGAGAAUCCCCCCUAGCUGUAUCAGAUAAAAUGAACCACCUUUCCUUUGAAUUCUUUUUUAAUCAUUGGGGAAUGUAAUUCUUGUAGUUUUGGGUUGUAGAAUUAGUGAUUCAUAGAACAUAUGAGGAUGGAUGGACAUGUAUCCUUUCCAUGAAGUUUCAAUAAAAAAGAGGAGACAUUCUAAUUUA